AUUACUGAGAUAAGCCACUGAAAGCAGUGGAUCCAGUAAGGUCUAUAUAAACAGCAGCCAUUGUUAGGAUAGUGAUCGGCCUGUCUCUUCUUUAAGUCCCAGCUGAGUUUACUGCGUUCCCAGGGGGCUGCUUUGAAAAGCCGUCAGGAGGGUCUGGUUUCAGCCUCUGACAAUUUAGUAUCAUGACCCCCUGAUGUUCACACCCGCAGGGACGUACCUGCUCUGAAGAAGUUUCCUAGAGAAAGAAAAUGAGAAUUCAGUUGCUACCAAGGACUGAGAGGGAGACCUCCUAGGUCCACAGGGCUCUCCCUCUCCCUGUGGGACUGAGACCUUGGCCCACCCUCCCAGAACAGCCCUCCCAACCUGUUUAUUGAACACAGUUGCCUGAAGGGGGUGAACUAGCAAAACUCCCAGCAGGACCUUAAAAGCCCCACCCCCUCCCAGUCACAAAGCUCUCCAGCAAUAAUAUAGAACAAGUAAAAUUGGGAUGACCAUAUAAAGAUAAAUGUUUAUUGAGUGCUUGCUAUCUGCUUUCUCAACUCUUUAUAUUUCCCAUAAUCAGUGGGAUACUAUUUUAUAGCAAAGGACACGGAAGCACAGAGAGGUUCAGCAACCUCCCAAAGUUAAACAGUUAUUAGACGGUGGCUCGGGACGCAGGCCUAGCCUGUCUGCCUCCAGAGCCCAUGCUCUGCCAUAUUUGCCCUGGGAGAUUUAAGAUGAGUGCGGUCAUGCAGCAAAUUUAACUGACGAUACAGCAUCAAGCCCAGGGCUUUUGACUUCUGCGCCCCAUCUCUACAUAAACAGCUUCCCUUCCAUAAAAGUCUGGAAAGUUAUGUUGAUCAUCCAUCUAGGGGAAACCCUGGUCCUUUCCCCCAAGGCAAACAUUUGGCUGUCCCCUCUUGCCUUCCUCCAGGCGCAUUCAGAAUCCAUCCCCCAUCAGCUUUGGGAGCUAUAAGUGGCCCUUUGCCAACCUCUCAGUUGAUGGACUUUCAUCAGCUAAAAUCUUCUCCUCCAGACUUAACCGAUUAUGAAAGGCAGCUCUGCGGGAUAGUCUGUAAUGAAAGGCCACACAACCUUCCAGGGAGCUACAAUGGAAGAGUCACAGGCAGAACUCGGCAUGGAGCCCCCUCUGAGUCAGGAGACAUUUUCCGACUUGUGGAACCUACUUCCUGAAAACAACCUUCUGUCCUCCGAGCUCUCCUCACCCGUGAGUGACCUGCUAUCACCCGUAAUGACUUCAGAAGAUGUUGCCAACUGGCUGGAUGAAUGUCCGAAUGAAGCCCCCCAGAUGGCAGAGCCUCUUGCCCCAGCUGCCCUGCCACCAGCCACCCCAACACCAGCCACCUCCUGGCCCCUGUCGUCCUUCAUCCCCUCCCAGAAGACCUACCCUGGCAAUUACGGUUUCCGUCUAGGGUUCCUGCAUUCCGGAACAGCCAAGUCUGUAACCUGCACGUAUUCCCCUUCCCUCAACAAGCUGUUCUGCCAGCUGGCCAAGACCUGUCCGGUGCAGCUAUGGGUCGACUUGCCACCUCCGCCCGGCACCCGCGUCCGCGCCAUGGCCGUCUACAAGAAGUCGGAGCACAUGACGGAGGUUGUGAGGCGUUGUCCCCACCAUGAGCGCUCUGACUAUAGCGAUGGUCUGGCCCCUCCUCAGCACCUUAUCCGGGUGGAAGGGAAUUUACGCGCCGAGUAUUUGGACGACCGGAACACUUUUCGACACAGUGUGGUGGUGCCCUAUGAGCCGCCCGAGAUCGCCUCUGAGUGCACCACCAUCCACUACAACUUCAUGUGUAACAGCUCUUGCAUGGGGGGCAUGAACCGGCGGCCCAUCCUCACCAUCAUCACACUGGAAGACUCUCGUGGUAACCUGCUGGGACGGAACAGCUUUGAGGUUCGUGUUUGUGCCUGUCCUGGGAGAGACCGCCGCAUUGAGGAAGAAAAUUUUUACAAGAAGGGGCAGUCUUGCCCCGAGCCACCCCCUGGGAGCACUAAGCGAGCACUGCCUACCAGCACCAGCUCCUCUCCACAGCAAAAGAAGAAACCACUGGAUGGAGAAUAUUUCACUCUUCAGAUCCGUGGGCGUAAACGCUUUGAGAUGUUCCGAGAGCUGAAUGAGGCCUUGGAGCUGAGGGAUGCUCAGGCUAGAAGGGAACCAGGGGAAAGCAGGGCUCACUCUAGUUUCCUCAUGUGUCAGCUGGGACAAGGGAAGAUUAAGAGACUCAUACCCACAAGUACCCCGAGGUGCUCAGUCAGCAUGUCUGCCCUUGGCGGUGACCAUUUUACCCCACCUGAAGUCUAAGAAGGGGUCUUCUCCCUCCUGCCAUAAAAAACCAAUGCUCAAGAGAGAAGGGCCUGACUCAGACUGAUGUCUUCUGCUUCCUGUCACUGGUUGACAUCCCCACCCUCAUCCCCCACCCCUUCCCUGGCGUUUUUUGAGACUCAGGUGCUUAGACCUCUGUUUGGUGCAGGUGCGCCUUAGAAACCCCCUGGGAUUCUUCGUCUGCUCAGCCUGCGGCUCUGCCAAAGAGGCAGACCUGUGCUCGUGGUUUUCUGGGGAUUUGGGGGGUGCUGGCGCUUUCCAGCUUAGCUUUCAAGGUUUUUACUGUGAGCAGCCUUCAGGAGAGGUCAGAAGGUGUUCCUGCGUGUGAGGAACAUCUUAUAACCAGCCAUACACUGAGUUUUCUGGGUUGGAAAACUCAGUUCUCUGCCAUACUAGCCAGGGAAGCUAUCUUAAGUUGUUUGAUUUUCUCCUGACUUCAUUGUUCACAUCUAUAAAAAACUGAUAAUCAUACCUACCUCACCGGGGGUUUGUUGUGAGGGUUGAUGAAAUAAUGUAUGUCUGGCCCCAAAACCAUCAUUUGAUUACAUGAUGUCUGGGACUUAGUGCCUUUUGUGGGUGCUGGUUCUUUGUCCCCCUGGGUGGAUGAUUUGACAGCUUCUGACUGGAUGGCUGGUUAAAGGGAAGAAGUCUCCGAGUCCCUUCUCUCCUGGCCCUGCCAGAUCAUAACCCCUUGGUGAACCUCAGUACCAAAGGGGAAAGCUCACCUUAUCCUGGAUCCGAGUGGCUUCCAUCCCUGCUCUAUCUGCCAGCACCUGUUUUAUUUCCCCCAAAUGCUUCAGCAGAUUUCUUCUGUACUCUGCAGGGCACAUCUGCAUGUGUCACACACACCCCUCCUCUUCCCUUUUUAUAUCCCAUUUUUUAUAUCAAUUUAUUUUACAAUAAAACUUUGCUACCA
Molecule: messenger RNA, 3236 nt
Organism: Odocoileus virginianus texanus
Lineage: Eukaryota; Metazoa; Chordata; Mammalia; Artiodactyla; Cervidae
Gene: TP53
Product: tumor protein p53
Biological process (GO): protein tetramerization; apoptotic process; regulation of transcription by RNA polymerase II
Cellular component (GO): nucleus
Molecular function (GO): protein binding; DNA-binding transcription factor activity, RNA polymerase II-specific; RNA polymerase II cis-regulatory region sequence-specific DNA binding
Source: RefSeq, a predicted model, not a curated record